Malaclemys terrapin pileata is the source of this 957-nucleotide messenger RNA. It is a transcript of the gene KCNIP2, whose product is annotated as potassium voltage-gated channel interacting protein 2. Gene Ontology annotation, cellular component: voltage-gated potassium channel complex. Gene Ontology annotation, biological process: regulation of potassium ion transmembrane transport. NCBI's taxonomy places the organism in Eukaryota, Metazoa, Chordata, Testudines, Emydidae. Gene Ontology annotation, molecular function: calcium ion binding; potassium channel regulator activity. The coding region runs from base 211 to 888 and encodes 225 amino acids. The record is from RefSeq and is a predicted model, not a curated record. The transcript is spliced from 8 exons.
CCUGCAGCGAGCCCUGGCGGGGCUCUGCCCGGCCGCUGUGCCCGGGGGACCCGUGUCUCCGGCGGCUGGGAUCGGGGCCCCGGGGCUGGACCCGCCCCUGAUGCCCAGGGAGCCUUGGGACCGGGGAAGGGAACUCCCGGGCCCCCCAGCUGAGAAGGGGAGUGGCCGGGUCCUGCCCCUGCCCCUGCCCCGGCGCUGCCCGCGGGCACCAUGAAUCGCUGCCAGCGGCGGUGCCACCGGCAGCUGCGCAGGGGGAUUCGCUUCUUCUACCACUUGGUCACCGGGACCCUCUCGCAAGACAGCGUAGAGGACGAGUUCGAACUCUCCACCGUCUGCCAUCGCCCCGAGGGGCUGGAGCAGCUGCAGGAACAGACCAAGUUCAGCCGGAAGGAGCUGCAGGUCCUGUACCGGGGCUUCAAGAACGAGUGCCCGACUGGCCUCGUUAAUGAAGAGAACUUCAAACAGAUCUACUCCCAGUUCUUCCCGCAGGGAGACUCCGGCACGUACGCCGCUUUCCUCUUCAACGCGUUCGACACCGACCAUGACGGCUCUAUCAGCUUUGAGGACUUCGUGGCCGGUUUGUCCGUGAUUCUCCGAGGCACCAUAGACGACCGGCUCAGCUGGGCCUUCAACCUCUAUGACCUGAACAAAGACGGCUGCAUCACCAAAGAGGAAAUGCUGGACAUCAUGAAAUCCAUCUACGACAUGAUGGGCAAAUACACGUACCCGGCCAUGCGUGAGGAGGCCCCCCGGGAGCAUGUGGAGAACUUUUUCCAGAAGAUGGACCGGAAUAAGGACGGGGUGGUCACAAUCGAGGAGUUCAUCGAGUCGUGUCAGAAGGACGAGAACAUCAUGAGAUCCAUGCAGCUCUUCGACAACGUAAUCUAGCCUCCGCCGGCCCCGCCACCGGGCCAAGCUCCUGCUUCUCUCUCGUCUCUUCCUCUGAGACCCUCCCGU